Molecule: messenger RNA, 1273 nt
Organism: Daphnia magna
Lineage: Eukaryota; Metazoa; Arthropoda; Branchiopoda; Diplostraca; Daphniidae
Gene: Cdc37
Product: hsp90 co-chaperone Cdc37
Exons: 6
Coding region: 148-1200 (350 amino acids)
Biological process (GO): protein folding; protein stabilization
Cellular component (GO): cytoplasm
Molecular function (GO): heat shock protein binding; protein kinase binding; protein-folding chaperone binding
Source: RefSeq, a predicted model, not a curated record
AAAGAUAACAAGAUAACAGCGACAGUCUGGAGUUCUGGACAGUCUCUAACACACGUAACGCCAUCUAUCGGAGCCAUACGACCUAAGCGGAAGACGUUUCGAAUCUGUCAGUUUCUAGCAACUUCGAUUGAUUUUAGUAUUGCGAAAAUGGUUGACUAUAGUAAGUGGAAAAACAUUGAGAUAUCUGAUGAUGAGGAUGAUACCCAUCCUAAUGUGGACACACCAUCCUUGUUCAAAUGGAGACAUGAAGCUAGGGUAGAAAAAAUGAAAGAAAUGGAACAAGAAAAAGCCAUGUUUCUCAAAGAAAAGAAUGAGAAUACCGCUAAACUGAAAGAGACUAAAAUCAAAUAUGAACAGGCUCAGAAAGAUGGCACUGAUUUGUCUGAUUUGAAGAAGCAGUUGGAAGAACUUGAGGUGAAAAGAAUUGCACUAGAAGACCAUGAAGAACAAAUGAAGAAAAAGGAAAAGCUAAUGCCAUGGAAUGUAGAUACAAUUAGUCAACCUGGAUUUUCGAAAACUGUGGUGAAUGUUGGUCAACCUAAGAAACAAGUGGAACUCACUGAUGAAGAAAAGGAAAUUAAAACCAGAGAAUUUUUCAAGAAGCAUGAGAAAAAUCUAAAAGCAUAUGGAAUGCUACAAAAAUAUGAUGAUAGUAAACGAUUCCUUCAAGAAAAUCCUGAUCUUGUUUGUGAAGAAACAGCAAAUUACCUAGUAAUUUGGUGUAUUAAUUUGGAAAUGGAAGAGAAAACUAGUUUGAUGGAACACGUAGCUCAUCAGUGCAUUUGCAUGCAAUUCAUUCUGGAAUUAUCUAGACACCUUAAUCGAGAUCCAAGAUCGUGUGUCUCAUCAUUUUUCUCUAAAAUCCAAAUAGCCGAUGUGGAAUAUCGUAAAGGAUUUGAAGAUGAACUCAAAGCUUUCAAAGAACGCAUACAGAGGCGUGCCAAAGAGAAAAUCGAAGCUGCUGUAACCGAGGCAGAAGAGGAGGAGAGAAAAAAUCGCCUCGGGCCAGGUGGAUUGGAUCCUGUCGAGGUGUUUGAAAGUUUACCGCAGGUGCUUAAAGAAUGUUUUGAGACACAAAACAUUGAACUUCUUCAGCAAGCAAUUUCAACUUUACCAGAAGAAGAGGCACGUUAUCACAUGAAAAGAUGUGUGGAUUCGGGACUGUGGGUACCAGAUGCAAAUAGUGGGAAAAAAGAAUAGUUUUGCGAAUAUCACUUGAAUUUUUAACAUUAAUAAACAAUUUGAUUAAUAAAUAAAUAACCUGGAUAAACGA